CUGCGCUCAACUCGUGACUUUCUCCCGCUGCGUCGUCGUUUCCGUCUCUUGCUCGAGGCUGAAGGUCCACGCACGCUGACACAUUUCAUGAUAGCGUCGCAUCUCAAGGCUUUUGAUAGGAAACCGGAGAAACGGCAGAACAAGCACAUGAAUGCUGAGGAGCUGAAGUGAAAUGCUGUAAAAUUACACAAGAUGAAGGAAAUGUAGUCAGUGUUCUUCCGCUUAUCAGGAGUCGGGUCACGAAGCUAGCGGUUUUAAAAGGGAAGCCCAGACUUCCCUCUCCACAGACAGCUACUUUGUCCAGCUCUUGCUGGGGGAUCCAGAGUCAUUCCGAGGCCAGCCGGGUGUCUCUCCAGCUUGUGCUGGGUGGUCCCUGUGGCCACACCCGGUGGGAUGUACCUGGAACACUUCACCAGGAAAGAGUCCAGAAUGCAUCCUAACCAGGUGCCGGAACCACGGGCUUCUCUCGAUGCAGAGGAGCAGAAGCCCAAGGGAAGAAGUAGGACACGCUGCAGAGGCACCAUAUCUACAAUAUCUCCCGGUUGGACACUUCAGAAUGCCCCUGGAAGAGGUGAUCCCCGCUUUCCAGGUGAGUCUGAGUGAUGCCGGCCAGAUCGUGGCGACCCUGGAGACUUCCGACCUUCGGGAGAACAUCUCCGCGUACGCGGCGCAGAUCUCCGGGGAGCCUCGGCCCGUCGUGAUCCGGUUCGGGGGGGCUGGCGAGCCCCUGCUGUUCAACGCCACCUUCCACGGCCUGUGCUACAGCGUGGGCCUGCUGCUUCAACGAGGAACGCUGUGGUCCGGACCCGUCAAGACCGUGUCCAUCCUCACCAGGCCGCUUCCUGUGAGCAGAGUGCAGAUUUCCGACUACAAAGAUUCUCCAGAGACCGGCGUGGUGUUUGACAUUGACACACCGACCGGAAACAUUUUCAGCAGAGUCAACAUCAGCUACAGCGAAGGAAGCGAGAGGCGCUCCAUGCUCUACAAAGAUUUCUACAAGGGGAAGACAGUGUUUAAGCACUGGCUACCGGGGAUGUGCUACCGCAACAUCACCUUCCAGCCAAUCUCGGAGGCCAGCGCCUACCAGAUGGCCAUGAGGACGCAGAGUGACAUCACCCACAUGCCUGUGCAUCACAGGAUGGUGCCGUAUCCCCCCCUUAACAUCUCAUGGAAGAUCGUGGAUUUGAGCCAAAGCCCGACACAGGAAAGCCAACGAGCCCACCGACAUUCCCGCGAUGCCCCACGGAUGGAAGAGGAGGCGGCGAAGCCCUCUGAGGAGCCACCGGCGGCCUCCAAUGAGGAACCGUCGCACAACCUGAGCUCCACCACCGAGACCACGGACGCCCAGAACCACCGGUUGGACUCCACCAACGAGACCUCCGCUGACAGGGAGGAUGAGUUUGUCAACGGCGAGUUGCACGAGUAUGAGGACUCCAACGACGCGGGGUCGGCGAUGGGUCUCCCCGCAGAGUCUUCGGUGCUGCCAACUAAGAUGCCACCCGUCCUGCUCGAGGUGCGCUGGCUGCCCCCCAGAGCGCCCACCAGCUACGACGGCUUCAACGUCUACGUUCGCAGAGAUGGUAACGCCACGCAAACAGCCAGCGUAGAUGAAAGCACUCACGAGUUCUUCACCGAGCUGACCGAGGCGGGAACGUACGACGUAAGAGUCACCGCGCUCAGCACGGCGGGAGACUGCGAGGCCAGAGAGAGCGCCGCAGACGCCGGGUUCACCUUCUACCUCAGUCCUGACGGUGAGCUUCUGGGUGAGCUGCGGCAGCGUCCGCGGGCCGUCACUGUGCGAUUGCUGGACUCCAGCACGGCCGCCGUGUCCUGGGCGCCGUCCUCGGAGCCCCACAACGGCAGCGUGGUGUCGGUGGUGUCCACCACCUGCCUGAAGCCCAGCCUGAGCCAGAGGAUGGAGAGCAACUACUGUGGCGAGGAAAACUCAACCAGCGACAUCAUCGGUAACCUGACGCCAGGGGCUCAGUACCGGGUGGUGAUCUAUCACACUAAUGGACCCCUGAUCAGUCCUCCCUCAGAACCGGUCAUCAUGGAUAUUGAGCCCACGGGCGUCCGAGAGCUAGCCGUGUACCCGCUGAGCCCCACGGCGGUCAUCUUGAGCUGGCAACGUCCGUACCACGUGGCCUUCCGCAAGUACGUUCUCCAGACCUUCUUCUUCAACCCGGUCACCUUGGGCUCCGAGUGGACCACCUACUACGAGAUCGCUGCCACCGCCUCUGUCAUCGCAUCAGUGAGGGUAACCGAUCUGCUGCCGGCUUGGUACUAUAACUUCCGCGUUACCAUGGUGACAUGGGGUGACCCGCCGCUCAGUUGCUGCGAUAGCUCCACCAUCAGCUUUGUGACAGCUCCGGAGGCGCCUCACAUCUCCUCAGUGGAUUACUCGCACGGCGUCCUCUACGUUCGCUGGACAUACGGCGAACUCUUCGUGGACCUGUCGCACUCCAGGAUCACGCACUGGCAGGUGGUGGCGGUCGGCAAGAAAGGUCCCGAGAGGAGCUACUCUGUGGAUGUAACUCGAAAUGUGAUGCGGGCCAGCCUGCCUCUGCCGCCCGGCGACAUCUACAACCUGACGGUGACUGCGUGCACUGAGCGCAACCGGAACACGUCCCUUCCCAGCAUCAUCAAACUGGAACCGGCUCCCCCCAGGUCCGUGUACGCCGUCAACGCCACGCACUCGUCGGUGACUCUGCUAUGGAGCGAGGACGGCGUAGUGGACCACUACCAGGUGCUCUGCAAACCCAGCUCGGGCGGGAAAGAGGGGAAGGUCCGAGAGCCUCAGCUGUCCAGCUCGCACGUGCUCACCGUUUCCGGCCUGGUGCCCUCGUCCAGCUACAACUGCAGCGUGGUCAGCUUCAGCUACAGCACGCCCAGCAAGCCCGCCCACGUCACCGUCACCACUGCUGCCAAAGAGAUGAACCCCAGCGUGGCCGCCAUCUCGGCCUUGGCCGUCCUGAGCGUCCUGCUGCUGGGCCUGCUGCUUCUCUUCCUGCUGCUUCUCCGCAAGAAGCACCUGCAGAUGAGCAGGGAGUGCGGCGCCGAGACCUUUGUCAAUUUUGCCUCGUUCGAAAGAGACGGGAAGCUGCCUUACAAUUGGCGAAGAAGCCUCUUUGCCUUCCUUACCCUACUGCCAUCCUGCCUUUGGACUGACUAUCUUUUGGCUUUUUAUAUUAAUCCCUGGGGCAAGACCGCCUUAAAGAAGCGCAAGCUGACAAGCCCCGUGCAGCUGGACGACUUUGACGCCUACUUCAAGGAGAUGAGCAAAGACUCGGCCUACAAGUUCUCUCUGCAGUUUGAGGAGCUGAAGAGCGUGGGACUGGACCUUUCCCACGAUGCGGCCGACAUGCCAAUCAACAGGCCCAAGAACCGAUACACCAACAUCCUGCCCUACGACUUCAGCCGCGUGCGGCUGAUCUCCAUGCACGACGACGAAGGCGCCGACUACAUCAACGCCAACUACAUUCCUGGCUACAAACAUCCCAAAGAGUACAUCGCCACUCAAGGUCCGCUGCCGGAGACCCGCAACGACUUCUGGAAGAUGGUCCUCCAGCAGAAGUCUCCCAUCGUGGUCAUGCUGACGCAGUGCAACGAGCGGCGAAGGGUCAAGUGCGAUCACUACUGGCCGUUCAGCGACGAGCCCGUCACGUACGGCGAAAUCAGCGUGGAGAUGCUCUCGGAAAACGAGUCGCCCGAGUGGACCAUCAGGAAGUUCAGGCUGGGAUACGCGGACGAGACCCGGGACAUCCUCCACCUGAACUACACGUCGUGGCCAGACCACGGCGUUCCCACGGUAAACGCCAUCGAGAGCAUCCUGCAGUUCGUCCAUAUCGUGCGGCAGCAAGCCAACAGGACCAAGGACCCCAUCGUGGUCCACUGCAGCGCGGGCGUAGGCCGAACAGGCACCUUCAUGGCUCUGGACCGUCUGAUGCAGCACAUCCGGGAGCACGGGUUCGCCGACAUCUUGGGAAUGGUGUCGGAGAUGCGCUCGCACCGCCUGUCCAUGGUCCAGACGGAGGAGCAGUACAUCUUCAUCCACCAGUGCGUCCUGCUCAUGUGGCAGAAGAAGAAGCAGCAGCAGCAGUCGCUCGCCUCAGACGUCAUCUACGAGAACGCCGGCAAGACAUAAUGACCCACCGCGUGCUUCCGCACGUGACUGAGCUUUGAACGUGCCUCCCAUGCUUCAUCGUCAUCUUCAAACACAGAGAGAGCUUCACGGAGGAUGGAGUUCUGCUAUAAGGAGCCGUCACAAGCGCGCUGAUUGGUGGAUUACACGGCAGGGGCGGCGUCCUUGGGGGCGGACAUGCCAAUGGAGGACAUUUUGUUUUGUUGUUUUGUUCCAUUCCGGAGAAGCUUCACCAAGAACCCAGGCAAAAGAGGAGGCAUGCCAACUCAAAGUAGCCAGCAAGCAGUGUGAAAGAAACAAGAUGUGCAACUUCUCGCUGCUUCAUGGUCAAAGGGAACUGAAGGAAGAAAUGUUGAAAAAGAAUCUUCUUCACCUUUGUGAGCCUCCAACACAACCCGACUUCUUUUUCCAGGUCUCUUUUUUUUUUCUCCUGUAUUUCGCUUUUUGGAUCACCCUUCUCCAAUUUGAAGGCUCAUUCCCUUUGAAGUUUUGGCAAAGGUUUUCCGGACUGAUGCCCGUUUGUGACACCAAGCCUCCCAAUUUGUCCGGGCUUGGAACAAAUUCAGAGUUUGAGCUGGUUUGCUCCCCGGCACAGAGGUUAGGGUCUCCAACACAACCUGAGUGCUUAUUUUAUUUCCACACUCAAGUAUCUUUGAAAAUAUCAAAUCAAAUUUGUUUUGCUCAUUUUCCCAUCUUUUUUUCCUCAACAAAUGACUUGUAGAAGACCAAGAGGACUUUUGAAAGACCGCGGCCCGCCUUAGUCGACAGAAUUCAGGAUGUACGAGCCCAUCGGAAUAAGAACUUCAGCUAGAAAAACAGUAUUGAUGAGCAAGCAUCUGUCAAUGUGCAUUAAUGACGUUGUUCCAUUGCGCUUAUUUGAAUACGUAAAGACGUACAGGAGUCUUUACGAGAACGUUUGAAGUCAUUGUGCACUCAGUCGGGGUCGCUUGAGGUUCUGCCGCCAUGAGUUGUAUAUUGUGUAACUACUGUUUUUACUUGUCAUUACCGUAAGAGACACUUUUUUUUUUUUUUUUUUUUUUUUUUUUAAAUGUUUUUAUGUGGACCAGGGGUGGGCAAAGUAUGGGCUGCAGGCCAUGUAGGGUGCAUAACCUUUUUCAAUCUCACCCACUGAACAGGUAGAUUAGCAAGCAUCCUGGAAUAUUUGUUGCGUUGCAAUUUAGCCAUUCUUUUCAAUUAAAUUUUUUUUUUUGCUUAUUCGUCUUUUUAAAUGGGUUAAUUAUAAAUAAAUAUAUUCGUAAAAGUACAAAAAUAUACACAUUUAACGAUUUGAUUGGAUGAUGAAUUAAUUGUAAUGAAAUAUAAACUGGGGAACAGAAAAAAAAAUUAUGUUGUUAGAUUUUUAUGAUGAUUAAAACUAAAAUUGGCUUGCUGAUUCUAAAAUUUCAGUUUUUUCCCCGAGCACGUCAAGUUUUUUCCUCCAGAUAAGCAAAAUUCCACUGCGUGCGCAGCUCCCGAUCGGUCAGUCCGAUCAGUAUCAGCAAACAGAAAGCUAGCACAGUAGGAAUUAAGAGGAUUUGUGCUGGCUUUACUCUUAACCUUGUAACCAUACCGUCGUAAAUUCUACUUCGCUUUAUGCUGGGUUUUUUUUUGUUUUCAAAGCUUGGAACUAUCCCAUCUUUUAUUUACAUAGAUAUAUAUUUCCUUUGUUCCACUUUGUUCAAAAACUUGACAUGGAGAAAAACUGAGAUCAGUUUUGGAUUCUGCACCCAAAAAUUAGUUAAAAACGGUUGUCAGACCUAAUUCAACAAAAAUUGUGUUCCCAAAUGAUCAAUAACACAAAGUAGUUUACUAAAAUCCACUUUAAAUUAUUUUUUACAAAUAAAAUGUGCUGCAUAGGUACAUUAAACAAUUCUACAUACACUUAAAAAACGUUUCUUACAUAAAGUCAUUGGUUAACCAACUAUAAAUCAAAAUGAGACUGAAUUAUUUUAUUGAUAUAAAAUUCUAAGGGCGGCACGGUGGAAGACUGGUUAGCACAUCUGCCUCACAUUUCUGAGGUUGCGGGUUUAAACCCGGUCUCACCUGUGUGGAGUUUGCAUGUUCUCCCCGUGCCUGUGUGGCUUUUUUCCGGGUACUCCGGUUUCCUCACACAUCCCAAAAACAGGCAUGCUAGGUUCAUUGAAGACUCUAAAUUCCCCAUAGGUGUGAAUGUGAGUUCGAAUGGUUGUUUGCUUCGAUGUGCCCUGCGUUUGGCUGGCGAGCAGUUCAGGGUGUACCCCGCCUCCUGCCCGAUGAUAGCGGGGAUAGGCUCCAGCAUACCUGCGACCCACGCGAGGAUAAGCAGUGUCGUAAAUGGAUAGAUGGAUAUAAUAUAAUUUUUUUUCCCCCCAUAACCUACAUAUUAUAUGUAAGAUAUUUGUUUUUUUAUUAUGGUUAUAUAUCAAAAUAUAUUUUACUCUACAUAAAAGGUUGAAUGUGUGUGUGUGUGUGUGUGUGUGUGUAUAUACACACACACACACACACACACACACACACACACACACACACACACACACACAAAAGUUACAUUUAACAUUUGACCAAAUUUUUAAAUGUUACAUGCAUAUGUUUUGCGUUUAUUACCAUUUUCUGUUAAUCAUAAUAAAUUCGAAAUACAAUUUCAAAAUGAGAAUAAAUAGGAUUUGAUGAAAAAAAUUUUACUUUUCAGUUUUAAUUUGACCAGUUUGAAAAAUCAAACACCGCCCUUGAGCCAAAAUGUUUGCCCACCCCUGACGUAGACGUUUAUUUUGUGAGCCGUGUCGCUCAAAACGCACUUUGCUACGACUGAAGCUCAGCACGCUCCACUAGUGUUGUCAUUGGUGCCAUUCUUGUGAUUGCGUCACUUUCAAGGACCAUUCAAACUGUGUGUGUGUGUGUGUGUGUGUGUGUGUACACGAGGGAGUGAAAAUAAAAUCAAAUGUUCUUCAUCUGAUUAUGUAUCAUGUAGAUUGUUAUCCGGCCAUGGUAAGCCACAAAAAUUGAG
Molecule: messenger RNA, 7124 nt
Organism: Phycodurus eques (leafy seadragon)
Lineage: Eukaryota; Metazoa; Chordata; Actinopteri; Syngnathiformes; Syngnathidae
Gene: ptpro
Product: protein tyrosine phosphatase receptor type O
Exons: 26
Coding region: 470-4144 (1224 amino acids)
Biological process (GO): podocyte differentiation; regulation of glomerular filtration; axon guidance
Cellular component (GO): plasma membrane; glutamatergic synapse; GABA-ergic synapse
Molecular function (GO): protein tyrosine phosphatase activity; cadherin binding; Wnt-protein binding
Source: RefSeq, a predicted model, not a curated record